This is a messenger RNA of Gekko japonicus, 3353 nucleotides long. Its product is annotated as collagen alpha-1(XI) chain-like. The record is from RefSeq and is a predicted model, not a curated record. The annotation marks the transcript as partial. The transcript is spliced from 26 exons. Lineage: Eukaryota; Metazoa; Chordata; Lepidosauria; Squamata; Gekkonidae. Gene Ontology annotation, molecular function: extracellular matrix structural constituent.
GGCGCCCUUGGUGAGCGAGGCCCCUCAGGAGCAGCCGGGGGCAUCGGACUGCCAGGGCGUGGGGGUAAUCCGGGACCUGUGGGCCCUGCAGGGGAGAAGGGGGCACCGGGUGAGCGAGGCCCAAUGGGCCCAGCUGGGCAAGAUGGAAUCCCUGGUCCAGUGGGACUUCCUGGCCCAGCCGGACCACCAGGACUUGCUGGAGAAGAUGGUGACAAGGGAGAGAUGGGUGGCCCAGGACAGAAGGGAAGCAAAGGGGACAAGGGGGAAGCGGGUCCCCCAGGGCCUACUGGGAUCCAGGGACCCAUCGGGCAUCCGGGCCCUGCUGGAGUGGACGGGGAGCCUGGUCGCCGAGGACAGCAGGGUAUGUUUGGCCAGAAAGGAGAUGAGGGAGCCCGUGGAUUCCCAGGAACCAGUGGCCCAUCUGGUUUACAGGGGAUGCCAGGCCCCCCAGGAGAGAAGGGUGAGAGCGGUGAUGUUGGCCCAAUGGGCCCACCAGGAGCUCCAGGACCUCGUGGCCCACAGGGUCCAAUUGGCGGGGAUGGCCCACAGGGACAACCAGGCGGCAUAGGACAACCUGGUCCUGUUGGAGAAAAGGGUGAACCAGGUGAAGCAGGGGACCCUGGAUCGCCCGGGGAACCAGGCCGACCGGGGGUGAAGGGCUAUACAGGCGAAAAAGGCGAUUCUGGCCCAACAGGGGCUGCAGGAGCCCCUGGCAAGAAGGGUCCCCCGGGAGAAGACGGGGCCAAAGGGAAUCUGGGUCCGAUAGGCUUUCCUGGUGACCCAGGCCCAUCCGGCGAUCCUGGCCCUCCUGGUGUUGAUGGUGUUCCUGGUGAGAAAGGUGACAUGGGGGAUCCUGGACUUCCAGGACCCCCGGGAGCUUCUGGGGAGCCAGGUCCUCAUGGACCACCAGGGAAGAGGGGACCUCCUGGGCCAGUGGGCCGUGAAGGCCGACAGGGUGAGAAAGGGGCCAAGGGGGAGCCUGGCACAGAAGGGCCCCCAGGAAAGACGGGCCCUGUGGGCCCCCAGGGCCCUCCAGGUCGACCUGGCUCAGAAGGUCUACGAGGGAUUCCUGGCCCAGCAGGUGAACAAGGAUUGCUGGGAGCACCGGGUCAGGCAGGUCCACCGGGGCCCAUGGGUCCCACCGGACUUCCGGGCCUCAAAGGUGAUCCCGGGUACAAGGGAGAGAAGGGCCAUGCUGGACUCAUUGGGUUGAUCGGUCCCCCAGGUGAGAUGGGUGAGAAAGGUGACCAGGGACUGCCAGGGAACCAGGGGACACCAGGCCCUAAGGGCGACCCCGGAAUUGUUGGACCCCUUGGCCCUCCAGGCCCACCAGGAUCUCCAGGGCUCUCGGGACCUCUUGGGCAGAAAGGCAAUAAAGGCUCCCCGGGACCCAUUGGACCACGAGGUGAUCCAGGACCUCCCGGACUGCCCGGGGAACCGGGUCGUCCAGCCGAGUUCCGGGACCCGCUGCCUAUGGACAGUGGCCGUAAGAGCCACCGAGACUGGGAGCCGGGAGAGCAGAGAGAUGCGCCCAAUGAACUGGAUGCUGACCCCGAUGCCGAUGGGCUGGCAGAAGUCCUAGCGGCCCUGAGCUCCCUCCGCGAGGAGGUGGAACACAUGCGAUGCCCGCUAGGUACCCCAGAGAGCCCAGCCCGGGUCUGCAAGGAGCUGCAGUUUUGCCAUCCCCACGUCACAGACGGCGAAUACUGGAUUGACCCCAACCAAGGCUGCAGCCGUGAUGCCUUUCGAGUUUUCUGCAAUUUCACAGCUGGCGGGGAAACCUGCUUGUUCCCGGACAAGAAAGUCGAGGCUGUACGACUCGCUGCCUGGAGUAAAGAGCAGCCAGGAAGUUGGUUCAGCACCUUCAAGAGAGGCAAGAAGUUCUCCUAUGUGGACGCCGACGGCAACCCUAUUCGCGUGACCCAGCUCACGUUUCUGCGCCUGCUCAGUGCCAUCGCCCACCAGAACUUCACCCUCCUCUGUCAAAACACGGUUGCCUGGUACGAGGCCGACUCCGGCGACCACUCCCGGGCCUUGCGCUUCCUCACCCAGGGCGACACGGAGCUGAUGCACAGCAGCACAGGAGCGCCGAUCCGUGCCUUGUACGACGGCUGCCAGGCACGCAAGGGCCAGGAGCGGACAGUCCUGCAGAUCGCGACGCCACGCAUGGAGCAGCUGCCCUUGAUCGACGUGGCCGUUCAGGAUUUUGGGGACACCAACCAGAAGUUUGGCUUUGAGCUGGGGCCCGUCUGCUUCGGUGGCUGAGCCCUUCGAAAGACGGACAGCUCCCCUCUAGACUGUGGGCCCCUCCCGGGGGAAGGGAGAGCUAGAAUCCCCCCCUCUCCCUGCAAUGGGGGAGAGGAGCGCAGCAGAGGAGCCGGCCCUGCCGAGACCUGCCGUUGCAUUUAACCCGACGACAGCCUCCUAUUUAUGCGGCCAAGGUCCUGGGCCAAGACUCCUGGGGGAGCAUCGCAGGGCCCAGACUGAGCCAGGGCCCCCUUCCCCGCUCUGCAGCCCCAGCAAAUGGUGCUACGACAAUGCCUUAGUGAAGCACUGGACUGACUGCCUGGAACUGGCCCCUCUGCAGGGAUGGUGCAAGGGAGACCACAUCCCACACUUCUGACCUCCUCCAGUUAAGGGCACAGGGGCAUCCCGGUCUUGCCAGGUGCGUUUUGGGAACUCAGGACCAACCUACCGGCACAGCCAUCUCCACAAACGGACAUGGGCAUAGGGAUUGGGUGUGGGAAACGGCCGAGUGGCGCAAGCCACCAGUGGAGACUUGGAGUCUGAUUAAAACGAUGGCCAAGGUUCAAGGACUGAAUGGUAGGAGAACCCAGAAUCUCCAUGCUGGUCCGACUGAAUUCAGCUCAGUUGAAUAAUGCCUGCUCUGGUAUGGCAUCGUAUCCAAGUAUUAUAGUAUUAUCUAAUAGUACAGAUCUUUCUGAGGCAUCUUAUCGGUAGCGGGAUGGAGAAAGGGUCAUCUCCACCAAGAGUGGCCCAGAUGCUCUACUCAGAGUCUUCAUUCCCAUUUUAACCGGAGUUCACUGUUGUCUGCUUCUGCCCACGUGCUUGGUGGUUAACCAUGUAAAGUGGGACAAAGUCAGGGGAGCUGGGAAGAAGUUAAGUCUACCCCCCCCAAAAAAAAAUAUCCCGGCUAUGAACCUGCGACCGUCACCACCACGCAGUGACAAGGAACAGGGUGCCCUGGUCUUCUAGCUCCUCACCUGUCAUUCCGUCCAUCCCAGGUGGACCAUGGAGGAUUCUGGGUUCUUCUUUUCCAGACCUCGGCCGAGCUCAGACUGGCAGUUUGCCCCAAUAUAGGCACGAGCCCGAAAUGUUUCACAAACGGAUUA